UCCUUCUUAGCAUAAAUUAAGAAGUGGACAGCAUGAGCCGUUGAGGAGCUUCACCGUGCAGCACUCGCAUACCAUGAUGGAUUCCAGGAGGAAGAAGUGCGGGAGCCCCAUGUGGAGGCUGCGCUGCCUGCUCGCGGCGGCGCUGACGGCGGCCGCGGUGAUGGGGUCGGCGCGGUCGGACCUGGACCAGGACCGGGCGGAGUGCGCGGACCAGCUGGCUGGGCUGGCGAGCUGCCUGCCCUACGUGGGCGGGGACGCGAAGAGCCCCACCAUCGACUGCUGCACGGGGCUGAAGGCGGUGCUGGACAAGAGCAAGAAGUGCCUGUGCAUCCUCAUCAAGGACCGCGACGACCCGAACCUCGGCCUCAAGAUCAACGCCACCCUCGCCCUCGGCCUCCCGACCGCCUGCCACACCCCCGCCAACAUCACCCAGUGCGUCGAUCUCCUGCAUUUGCCGGCCAACUCGACCGAUGCCAAACUGUUCGAGGGAGCCACGAGCAGCCGCACCGUCAGCAACAGCACAACCAAACCAGCUGCUAGUGCAAAUUCCACGAGCAGCAGCGGUGGAUCGGCUGCUGAAGUGAAGAACCACGGCGGGGAUCGGACGACGAAGAGGUGGUGGCUACUAGAGAUCGUGUGUGGAGUCCUGAUAGUGUCGUUAACGCCAAACCAAAUGUGGGGUGCUUGAUUCGAUUUGCAAUCGCUCUUUCUUUUCUUUCUUUCUUUUUUUGUGUUCGAUACGGACGAUGUUGUUGUCUUGAUUAGGUGGUAGACUCGACCCUUUCCAUUUUCGCCGGCUUCCGACGUCGAUCAUGCGAGGGUUUUGGUCGCUUUCAUUUGGUUUUUUGGAUUGAAUAAAAGGAGGACGAUGCACAUAUUUGAAUGA
Syzygium oleosum is the source of this 886-nucleotide messenger RNA. RefSeq names its product non-specific lipid transfer protein GPI-anchored 6-like. The record is from RefSeq and is a predicted model, not a curated record. The coding region runs from base 74 to 688 and encodes 204 amino acids. NCBI's taxonomy places the organism in Eukaryota, Viridiplantae, Streptophyta, Magnoliopsida, Myrtales, Myrtaceae. The transcript has 3 exons.